AUGGCGCCAUCGCGGCUCGUCCUCCUCCUCCUUCUCCUAUCUCAGUGCUCGGCGGCAGCUCCACGGCACGGCGCCGAGGGCUGGUGGGAGGAGGGCGAGGGGGAGUGGAGGCCGGCCGAGGAGGAAGACAAGGGCAAGGGGAGGGGCCUGUUCGUGCUGGACCGGCUGGAGAAGGUUGUCGAGUCGGAGGGCGGGCAGGUGCGCGUGGUGCGCGGCCAGCCGUGGCCGCCGUCGGCCUUCGCCUGCCGCGAGGGGCUCAUGCACAUCGGCUUCAUCACCAUGGAGCCCAAGACGCUGUUCGUGCCGCAGUACCUCGACUCCAGCAUCACUCUCUUCGUGCACCGGGGGGAAGUGAAGGUUGGGUAUAUUCACAAGGACGAGCUCGUGGAGAGGAAGCUCAAGAUGGGCGACGUCCUCCACAUCGACGCCGGCUCCACCUUCUACUUGGUCAACACCGGCAAAGGCCAGAGGCUACAGAUCAUAUGCAGCAUCGACGCCUCCGAUAGCCUUGGCUUUGGACCUCCUUAUCAGGCCUUCUACCUCGGCGGCGCAGGGCACCCGGCGUCGGUCAUCGCCGGUUUCGGACCGAAGACGCUUACCCAUGCCUUCAACGCCACCUACGACGAGUUGGCAAGUAUCCUGAUGCCACGAACCGGCGGCCCCAUCGUGUACUACACCGCGGACGUGGAGCCCGAGACCGGUGGCGGCAAAGCGGAGCGUGGGCAGGGCGACGUGCACGAUGAUGUGCUGGACAGGGGAGCCAGGUGCGAGGGUGCUGGCGCGUGGAGGCCGGUAGGCAGGGGAGACGAAGGCGACGAGUGCGGCAGCGAUGACGCACGGCGGCCGACGUGGUCGUGGAGGAAGCUGGUGAACAGGUUCAUCGGAGGGGCGGCGGGCGGCGGCGUCACCGCGGAGGUGAACAAGAAGGGCAAGAAGAAGGGGGGCGCGCCGGAGCCGUACAACCUCUACGACAGCGAGCCCGGGUUCCGGAACACCUACGGCUGGACCGUCUCCGUCGACAAGCACCAGUACGAGCCCCUCAAGCACCCCGACAUCGGCGUCUACCUCGUAAACCUCACCGCGGGGUCGAUGCUGGCGCCGCACGUGAACCCUCGGGCGACGGAGUACGGCGUGGUGCUGGGCGGGGAAGGCACCAUCCAGGUGGUGUUCCCGAACGGCUCGCUGGCGAUGAGCGAGGUGGUGCGCCCCGGCGACGUGUUCUGGAUCCCGCGCUACUUCCCGUUCUGCCAGGUGGCGUCACGGGGCGGGCCCUUCGAGUUCUUCGGCUUCACAUCCUCGGCGCGCCGCAACCGGCCGCAGUUCCUGGUCGGCGCCUCCUCGGUGCUCCGUACGAUGCUCGGCCCGGAGAUCGCCGCCGGUUUCGGCGUUCGCGAGAAGGAGUUCAGUAAGCUGGUGCGUGCGCAGAGGGAUGCUCUGAUAAUGCCGUCGUUCCCCGCGUCGGGGAAGGAGGAGGAGGAGGAGAAGCAUGGGAAGAAGAAGGGGAGGGAGGAGAAGCACGGGAAGGGGGAGGGGAGGAGGGAGAGGGAGAGGGAGAAGCCACUGCCGCUGGUUGUCGAGCAGGUGGCGGAGGAGUAA
Molecule: messenger RNA, 1596 nt
Organism: Miscanthus lutarioriparius
Lineage: Eukaryota; Viridiplantae; Streptophyta; Magnoliopsida; Poales; Poaceae
Source: the annotation of a GenBank genome assembly